AUGAAUGGCCUUCACAUCCUUAUUCCUGACACUUCUCAUAUGCUCGCUGCUGAGCACCCCCCGCGCGAAAUGAGUACUCCCGCGCUUUCGGACGACACUGGCAGCUGCUCUUCACGCGAAAGCUCUCCACCCGCUACACCCGUCUUUGGACUCAGUCGUGCACCAUCUAUCUCUUUUGAUGACCAUUGUCAGCAUAUACCCACUGGCGACGGCACGGACAUUGGUAUUGUCGAACCAGACGCGGACUACUCGCUACCAGAAGCCAUUUCCCGUCUCCUUAAACGCGGGCGGUUGGCGGACACAAGGACUGAUAAAGUCCGCGCAGAGAGGCCGCUGCCGUCUGAUAUUUGGAGCGACGCGACUAGGGCCGAUGACGACGCGUUCUUCGGUCUUGCCCAUAUACCCAACAGCGACUGCAAAAGUGUCGGGGACGUCGAGCCCGAUGCAUUGGACCCGGCUCUAGAAUACGUCUCCCGUCCAUUGAAACGGAAGCGAUGCGCGGACACAAGCGCCUGUGACGUUCGUGCAAAGAGAGCGUGGACGUCUGGCACUUCGAGCGACGCAACUAAGGCCGAGGAC
Molecule: messenger RNA, 579 nt
Organism: Postia placenta MAD-698-R-SB12
Lineage: Eukaryota; Fungi; Basidiomycota; Agaricomycetes; Polyporales; Adustoporiaceae
Exons: 1
Source: RefSeq, a predicted model, not a curated record